This is a messenger RNA of Solanum dulcamara, 1328 nucleotides long. RefSeq lists its product as uncharacterized. The transcript is spliced from 6 exons. Lineage: Eukaryota; Viridiplantae; Streptophyta; Magnoliopsida; Solanales; Solanaceae. The record is from RefSeq and is a predicted model, not a curated record. The coding region runs from base 67 to 1002 and encodes 311 amino acids.
CAUUUUCCAAUUUUCGACAGUGCUGCAGCUGCACCGAGAGGUAAUUCAAUUUCGUUCCUCAUAAUCAUGCAAUCUUGGGCAUUUUCUGUUUGUUCAGGAAGUAGGGAUUGGUGUGAGAAUAUGGAGAGAGGAAGAGGUGGCAGUCCAUUUGAAGGCAUAAUGUCAAGUAUAUUUGGAUUUGGAGGAAGAGACCCAUUCGAUGACCCGUUCUUCACUCGACCUUUUCCAAACAUUUCUCAAUCUUCCAUGUUACAUUCAACAACUCCUGAUGAUGAUGAAUCUAAUAAGCCAAUUAUUGAAGAGAUAGAUAUGGAUGAUGAGGAAGAAGCACCGAUAGAACCAGAAAAGGAGGAUGGGGAUGUGAAUGGCUCUAACAAGAAAAGAGAUAGGGCUUAUUCUAACAGAAAUCCACUUGUUGAACACCCUGAAGACCAAACUGAUGACCAUAGCAAGAGCAAGAUAAUAAGCAAAGAUGUGACUCGUGGAAUGAAAGACAUGAAAUUGGAAGGAACACAAUCUAAGCCUCAGAGCAUGAGCUAUAGUAGAGUUACAUAUGGUGGAAUAGACGGGACAUAUUACACUGCCACCACCACACGGAGGGCUGGAAAUGAUGGAAGGGUGUUAGAGGAGAGCAAGCAAGCAGAUAGCACAACUGGUCAAGCAACACAUAGAAUCUCCAGAGGAAUUCAGGAUAAGGGGCACUCGUUGACAAGGAAACUUGCCUCUGAUGGUAAGGUGGACACAAUGCAGACAUUGCAUAAUCUAGAUGAAGAUGAAUUAGCUGGCUUUGAACAGAAAUGGAAUGGCAAUGCUAACAAGGAAAUUCCUGGCUGGAAGAGUGGGUUUGAUUUCCACGCAAAUGCAGGAACAAGCAGUAAUUGGCUGAUGAAUUGGGAAGCUGGAUUCGAGAUCCAAAGUGGCGUGAGACCGAGUAAUAACAGUGGUCAGCCAGGGACGCAAAGUGGAAGACCAAAGAAGGUCAUCCGGAUCAAUAUAGAGUGAAUGUACGUGUUCACCGGAUUUAUAUCGAGCCAGGGAAUGGAAAACUUCCUCGUAGAAGACUAUAGUAUACCCCUGCUUGUUAAACCAAAUAAAAGAAGAAAGAAUCUACAUAUCUGGUAAUUGCUUAGGGUCCUGGUAAGAGGUAAUAAGAGCAGUUGUAGGUCUAUAAAGAAGGGAAUGCUGUAUCUGGGUUCGUUGUAGUAUUAAUGCUUUGUCCAGAAAAGUUAUUGUUCGGCUUAUUAAUCAUCACGAAAGAUUAAUAGUUCAAAUGUGUUUUUGAUAAACGUUUGAUGAUAGUUUGGAUAGAAAAAUUGCACACUUGAUAG